UAAGUUCAGAGCGCAGAUCUGACACUCAAAGCAUUUCUUUACUAAAAUGAAGACUAGGAACCACUGGACCAACUAAAAUGCACCUUUUAAAAAACUGAGUUUUGAUAAUUGCCACAAUGACAAUUCUGCUCUUUUUAACAAGUGGACUGUUCUUCCUAUCCUCCUGUCUAUCCCAGAAAGAACGCAAAUGUGACAACAGUAGCCUGGAUUGUGAAGGUAAUAAAUUGCAUCCUAUUAAGACUUUCCAUGGCACUCCACAAGACACUUAUGAGAAGAUACCUCAUUCUGCCAUAGAAGGCCUAACAAAGACCAGCCACAACCAAGAAAAUAACUGUUCUAUGGAAAGGUCCAAUGUUUCCGUGCUAAAAGUAAGCAAUACCACAAUGGAGUACCUUACCAGCUCCCUCAGCAUGAAGCUGAUCCCAGCUCUAUAUAUAGCUGUUGUUUUAAUAGGAGUGCCAUCAAAUGCCAUUAUACUAUGGAUGCUGUUUUUCAGAGUCAGAUCAGUCCGGACCGCUAUAUUCUACACAAACUUAGCCAUUUCGGAUUUCCUUUUCUGUGUUAUGCUGCCAUUCAAAAUUACGUAUCACCUCAGUGGCAAUAACUGGAGAUUUGGAGAAACAACGUGUCGAAUCGUGACUGUUAUCUUCUAUGGCAACACAUAUUGUUCUACUCUACUCCUUACCUGCAUCAGUAUCAGCCGUUAUGUGGCCAUUGUUCACCCAUUUACUUACAGGACUCUCCCUAAGAGGCCCUUAGCAACAAUAGCAUGUGGGAUGGUAUGGACAGUUGUUUUCUUAUACAUGUUACCUCUGAUCAUAGUGAAGCAGAGCUAUUAUCUGGAUCAACUAAAUAUCUUUACCUGCCACGAUGUGCAUAAUACCUGUGAAACUCUGUCAUCCUUUCAGUACUAUUACUACAUCUCGCUGGCGGCAUUUGGAUUUGUGAUUCCUCUUUGUAUUGUUAUUUUUUGUUAUGUUUCAAUUAUUCGAACACUCAAAGCUUACGAUCAGAAGUGGUUGUGGUACAUCAAAAUCAGUCUUCUCAUCCUUAGUAUUUUUGCUCUUUGCUACACACCCAGCAAUAUCAUAUUGAUUGCUCAUCAUUUGAAUUACUACCAUAAUUCUAAAGACAAUUUGUAUUUUUUUUACCUUAUUGCUUUAUGUCUAAGCAGUCUAAACAGUUGCCUUGAUCCAUUCCUUUAUUUCCUGAUGUCCAAAAUCAAAGAUAACACUGGUGUUUAUCUCACCAUAGUUAAAAUAGUCCGGGAUGAACAAACGUGACACUUCUCUUACAAUAUUUGAUGAAUUUGCAUAUACAAAAUUUGUUCAUAAAAAUUCAUUAUUUAAGAUUUCUAUUUUUAUAAUGGCAAAAUUCAAAAUAUUUAAAGUACUUAUAUGUGUAUUUUAGAACUGCAAGGCUCAAUAUCCCUGGGGGCACAUUUUAAUUGAUGGGGUUAUAUAUUAAAGGCACAUACUUGCUCCUUUAUUGAGCCUAUUUUGGUUCUAGUACAUCACCAAAAAUCGGGAAUGAAAAAGAUAUGCCUGUAGAAAUGAGUGAUAAUUUAAAUGUAAGUUACUUUAUAGUUCAUUCACUUUCCCUAAAAGAUACCAACACUGAGGUUUUGAUAUUAUGUCGUCUUAUUCAAAUUUAGCUAAUUAAUUAUUAAGCGGUUAGUAUGCAGAUUAAUCAACUAAAAUUAUUCAAUUUCUUGACCAUUCUAAUGUCUCAAUUUUUAAAAUGAAAAAGGCUAGCAAUGGAACAUAAACACAUUAUUUUUCCUGAAUCUCAAAAUAUGUUUUAACUUAUACGCUAUGUUUUAGUUGCGUGGUUGCUACUUCCAUAGUCAUUUCCCACACUGUAUUGCCAAAUCUGAACCUUAAAUUGCUUAGAAUAGUAAGCUUUACACUAUACGAGCAAUGUAUUCUAAUCUAACAAUUUAUAACAAGAUAAUAAUUCACUUACACCAUAGGACCACAGUAAAGGAUAACUACAUAUACUUUUCCCCAGAAUUCUCUCUCUCGCACACACUCUCACACUAAAUACCCCUGGUUGCUAUAUAGCAUGGUACCUAGAAAUAUUAAGUAUGUAUACACUUAAUCUAAGUUGAGUUUUGUUCUGUCUAUAUAAGUUAUUUCUUAGCCAGAAGUUGAAGUUUCUAAACAAACUCUCUCUGGUAUGUUGAGUGGGGAACAGUGUUGCACCAUUCAAGCUAUGUAAUGUUCUGAAGCCACUUUGCAAUACAGAACAAAAGGGCAACUCUAUUAUCUGUUGUCACGUUUGAAAGCAUUUUCAAGUUUUCAGUUGCUUUUUAAAAAAAUCUUGGAAUUGCAAAAAAAGAAGAACAUAUUUGUACCAUGAGGGAAGAAUGCAACAUGAGGGAAGAAUGCACUCAAAGAUGUAACUGUGAGUUGUUAGUUUCAAAAAAGUACUCAGGACAAGUAUACUAUUUUCUGUUGGAAGUGGGGCAAGAGCAACCCGUUUUGUUCUUGUGUUUAUGUUCCAGAAGGGAGAUAGAGUUAGGAUCCUCCAGAAGGCUAGGCUUGACUACCUUUACCUGUGAUGCUCUGACUGACUUCCUUCUGAUAUGACUUCGCAGAUUGAUAUGCUUAGGGAAGCUUAUCUGGCCCGCCCUUCCCUUCUUCUCUUCUUUGACUGUCCGAGAGAGAGAGGAGACACCAUUGUCUCUGCUCUCUCCCUCCUGAGCCAUGAGGGCAACUCCCAAACCUGGGUGUUGCGCCUCCAACUUAGUUAGUUAGUUAGAACUAGGUAUGCCUUUUAUCUACUAUGUAUUUCUAUAAAUAAA
Molecule: messenger RNA, 2806 nt
Organism: Rhineura floridana
Lineage: Eukaryota; Metazoa; Chordata; Lepidosauria; Squamata; Rhineuridae
Gene: F2RL2
Product: coagulation factor II thrombin receptor like 2
Exons: 2
Coding region: 117-1283 (388 amino acids)
Biological process (GO): blood coagulation; positive regulation of Rho protein signal transduction; phospholipase C-activating G protein-coupled receptor signaling pathway
Cellular component (GO): membrane
Molecular function (GO): thrombin-activated receptor activity
Source: RefSeq, a predicted model, not a curated record